Messenger RNA from Chionomys nivalis (European snow vole), 5253 nucleotides. It is a transcript of the gene Srsf1, whose product is annotated as serine and arginine rich splicing factor 1. NCBI's taxonomy places the organism in Eukaryota, Metazoa, Chordata, Mammalia, Rodentia, Cricetidae. Gene Ontology annotation, molecular function: mRNA binding. Gene Ontology annotation, cellular component: ribonucleoprotein complex; cytoplasm; nucleus. Bases 166 to 912 code for a protein of 248 amino acids. The record is from RefSeq and is a predicted model, not a curated record. The transcript has 4 exons.
CCGGCUUCUCUUCCUCCCCCUCCCCCCCAUAUCAGUGCGCCGAGCUGAUAAAGGCGCCAUUUUGGACGGGCCGCGGGAGACGUGGUGCCGCUCAGGACUCGCUCUGCCGUACGCUAGGCUUGGUGGGAAGGCCUCUUCUCGAGUCCGCGCUUUUUCGUCGCCGCCAUGUCAGGAGGUGGUGUGAUUCGUGGCCCGGCGGGGAACAACGACUGCCGCAUCUACGUGGGUAACCUACCUCCAGACAUCCGAACCAAGGACAUUGAGGACGUGUUUUACAAAUACGGCGCCAUCCGCGACAUCGACCUGAAGAACCGCCGCGGGGGACCGCCCUUCGCCUUCGUUGAGUUCGAGGACCCGCGAGACGCGGAAGAUGCGGUGUACGGGCGCGACGGCUACGAUUACGACGGCUACCGUCUGCGGGUAGAGUUCCCUCGAAGCGGCCGCGGGACCGGCCGAGGCGGCGGCGGGGGUGGAGGCGGCGGAGCUCCGAGAGGCCGCUAUGGCCCGCCAUCCAGGCGCUCGGAGAACAGAGUGGUUGUCUCUGGACUGCCUCCGAGUGGAAGCUGGCAGGACUUAAAGGAUCACAUGCGUGAAGCAGGUGAUGUAUGUUAUGCUGAUGUUUACCGAGAUGGCACUGGUGUCGUGGAGUUUGUACGGAAAGAAGAUAUGACGUAUGCAGUUCGAAAACUGGAUAACACUAAGUUUAGAUCUCAUGAGGGAGAAACUGCCUACAUCCGGGUUAAAGUUGAUGGGCCCAGAAGUCCAAGUUAUGGAAGAUCUCGAUCUCGAAGCCGUAGUCGUAGCAGAAGCCGUAGCAGAAGCAACAGCAGGAGUCGCAGUUACUCCCCAAGGAGAAGCAGAGGAUCACCACGCUAUUCUCCCCGUCACAGCAGAUCUCGCUCUCGUACAUAGAUGAUUGGUGACACUUUUUGUAGAACCCAUGUUGUAUACAGUUUUCCUUUACUCAGUACAAUCUUUUCAUUUUUUUAAUUCAAACUGUUUUGUUCAGAAUGGGCUAAAGUGUUGAAUUGCAUUCUUAUGUAAUAUCCCCUUGCUCCUAACAUCUACAUUCCCCUCAUGUCUUGGUAAAUUGUAUUUUAAGUGAUGUCAUAGACAGGAUUGUUUAAAUUUAGUUAAUUUCCAUGCUCUUCAGACUGUGAUUAUUGUGUAAAUGUCUAUUCUGCUCUGGUUUGUGUGAAAUGGGAUGUUGGGGGUGUUUGUGGUUAUCUUACUUGGGGAAGUUCUUAUGUUUAUCUUGCUUUUCAUGUGUCUUUCUGUAGACAUAUCUGAAGAGAUGGAUUAAGAAUGCUUUGGAUUAAGGAUUGUGGAGCACAUUUCAAUCAUUUUAGGAUUGUCAAAAGGAGGAUUGAGGAGGAUCAGAUCAAUAAUGGAGGCAAUGGUAUGACUCCAAGUGCUAUUGUCACAGAUGAAAUUGGCAGUAUUGACCUUAUACUAAAAGACAAGGGUUAAAAUUUUUAUCAACAUCUUAAUGUGGUUAUUUCUAGCUGCAAUUGCUUUGCUUUUUAAACCUUGGCAAUUGUGGCAAAAUUGCCCAUUUUGUAACAAUUAUUUGCUCCCUUCCCCCCUUUUUGUUUUAAUAGGGACUAAUGUGGGAAGAAUGGCUAAUUUGUCAGUGCUUAGUUACAACUGUUAAUGUGUGGCCUGCUGUUGGUGUACAUGUGGGUACAGGGUGUCUAUUUCCAAACAGAGUAUAAUAUCAAUACUGCUAAAUCUGCAUGUCCUCUGUGUGACUGAUAGAGCGUUAUUAUUUCAUUUUUUAAAGACAAAAUGACAGCAGAAUAUAGAAUUCCAACGUAUUAGUGUAGAUAAUCUAGUUGGGAGUACUUUAAGUCUCGACUUCCCUUUUACUAUUCAUAAUUGACUCAUGUUUAAAACACUUUAAUUUACAAGCUAAAUUGCAGACGGGAGCAAUAGAUUUAGCUUAGUCUUAGGUGGGUAGCAAUACCAGUAAACUUCAAUUACAUAACUUUGCAACCACAAAACGUGAUACCUGUACAGUAACAAGUGUUGGCAUUAUCAGUUGAAGUGUAAAUAUAAAGUGCUUCUUCCAGUUAGUCUCUGUAAUGAUUAAGUUUCUAAAAUUUAUCUAAACACCAUACAGAAACUUGUUUUGGGGAAUUUGAUAGUUAUUGAUGUACAUCUGUUAAACUGAUGACAGACAUAACUCAUCAUUCCCCAGAAACCUUUUUUGAUUACAGUAUCUAACAUUUUGCCUCCUCUUUUUUGGUUUUGCUGGUUAUAAAGGUUUGGAUUGGAGAGGGCUCACUGGAUCCCAAUCCUUGGAGCUGGAUCAUUGGAUUCAAAUCAUAAUGUGGAUAGGAUAGGGAGGAUGAAUUACCAGGAUUCAUGGAGCGGGAUCAGAUUACCAGGAACAUAGGAGUGGAUUCCUUCCUGCCCCAACCAAACCGCAUUCGUGUGGAUUUUUUUUUCAUUCAACUUAAUUGGCUAUUCCAAAGAGUUUUUUUCCUAUUUUUGACGAUUGGAGCCCUUAAGAUGCACGAUGGAAUUGUGUUUUGCAUUUUUUGGUAAAAGGAGCAAAGCGAGGACCUGGAGAUAAACGCUGGAGCAAUCUCCUUGGAAGGAUUCAGCACGAGUAGAUGGUAAACAUUUAAAGGGGAAAGGGGGGUUUGUUUAAAAUAGUAAAUCAGUAAGUCACUUCUAAAUUUAAAGAAAACAAAAUUGGAGUUGAAAGAAUAAGUAGGUUUCCAAUUGGCUAUUGCCGUUUUUCUUUGAAAAAUAAACAUUUUUUAAAAAACGAUGCAUGGUUGUCCUUUUUCCUCUUCAUGUAAAAUUUUGCUGAGUAACUAGUGUAUCAGCUAUUUCUUUAAAUUGAUAAGAUUCUGACUUGUUUAUGUGUUGUUAGUAAUUAAAGAUAUUAAUCUAAUAAACGAUAAUAACUGUCUCUUACUGUUGUGAAAGUCUUAAGGGGAUAAUAAACUGAGUGUGAGGCAGUCAUGUAUGUAGUACACUAAUGUAGGGGUUAAUAGUCUGGAAAUUAAGCUUUCAUAUUUUGCUAAAGUAUGAUUAAGAACUUAUAGGUACUGUUUAUUUUGGUAAUACUUUAGACAAAAUAGGUUUUUGUACAAAAUUGGUUGAUGGCUAGUAAGUUUUGAUUUUGAAGGUAGCUUUUGAAAUCUUUGGUGACACUCAAAUUCAUUAGUAACAUCGGCAGGGGUAAUAGAAAGCAGCACUGAUCUUUUUGAGUUGUGGACAGUAUGCUGACAUAUUAACUGCUUAUAGGGUGAAUCAAUAUGUCUUGUAAAGCUUUUCAGCCAUAAAGAGUAUUCUGUCCCCAAACUUAAUGUUCUGUAUUAAGUCAGCAAUUAUAUCUUAGUCUAGUCUGUUAGCCCCUGUAAAGCUGAAUCUUCAUCUUGCUUGGAGUGGAGUAUGGUACUUUUAUUUAAAAUCCCAAGCUUGUGAUUUCCUUAUAGUAAGAAUGAACAAAUCACUCUUCAGUAUCCUAAUGGAAGAAACUAGAUUUUUAACUUUUCCUUUGGGUUGCUGGCUGAAUUUAAGGUUAGUCAGGUAUAAGAAAAUUUAGGGGAGACCAGAAUUUUAAUAUGAAAGACAUAGGCUUCAAGAAAUUUGCAUAAGGUCACACAACUUACACAUUUCUAAAGACUGUCCUGGAAGAGAAAGUGAUAGAUAAACUAAGUUCAAAACCAGGAUUUCACUUUAGGUAAAAGCACUUAGUGCAGACUCAUUAAGGUUAAGUAGCUGUAGUUAAGAGAAUUCAAAACAGCAUAAAUUUGCUUUUGAAAAUAAUCCUAAAGAAUUAGCAUAAAUAAACAUGUGAUUGAAAAUUUAAAAGUGAAUAUAAUGUUUUUAAGUACAUUGUAUGAUCAGGAAAGUUCUCAAAUGGUGGAUUCUGUUUUUUUUUUCCUCUGUGUGGCUUUGCUUUGGUCCAGACUUUUCCUAAAAUUCAGUAUAUAGCCAAGGCUGGGCUCCCACUCCAAAGCAAUCUAGUCUACCAAACUCCUGAAUUAAUGAAUGAGCUACUGUGCCCAGUUUACUAGAAUACUUUUGAAAGGCAAUAUGAGCUCAAUACAAGUAAAUUGGCUAUUUUGAGUGCUUUGGAAACAGGACCAGGAAAUGGCCUCUAUUAAAUGAAGUUUAUCUAUUUUAAGUAGUUCAGCCCUAGAUUGAAAUGAAUAAAAAGUAUUCUUUGCCUUUUUAAGAAUAUGUAUGUCUUGAGUUUGAACACUAGAGAGCAGUGUUUGAAAAGUACAGUAAGUUUUAAGUCUUAAGAAAUAGACCUAUACCCAUACUGACAAUUUAUGCCAUUUUGGAAAUAAAAAUACUACCUUGAUUUCCACCCCUUCCCCUUCUCUGUUCCCUUAGGAUAUUGUAGGGACCCUAUGAUUAGUUUUUCUAACCAAGAAAGCACUUAAAUCUCUUUAAGCAAGUACUUUGCUAACAUCUGGUUGAAUAACCCAGCUUGCUGUUCAGCUCAUCCUACUGGAGACAAAAGGUAAGACAUUUUGAUACCUAGUUUGGGGUCUAAAUUUUAAGAACUAAAGUUUGGAAUGAAUAAUUUUCUCUUGGAAUGGUCCCCCCCCCCAGCUUUUUAGUAAUUUUGAAUGUUUAUAUAUCCGCCCAUCUUAAUUCUGGAGUUGAAUGUGAUAAAUUCUAAGAUCAGCUUUUCUUAGUUUUGUCUAUGAACAUGGUUUUGUAGGGUUGGUGCUGUUUUCAGCUUCCUGUGGUCGAGGUCGAUUCUUGGUGUUUGCCUUUUUGCUUUGUAUAUGAAACUUGUAGUUAAAUUACAAAUGAAAUAAAAUAUAUGUAUUUAGUAUUAAAAGGAGAGAAAGUAUUAGACUGAGUUCUGUUGUAACAACCAGUUUUGGCUUAUUUUCUAUCAUGAUUUGAAGAUCAAUUGACAAUCCACAAUUCUGAAAUCUUAAAAACCAUGAGUUCCAGGGAUUGUUUUUGUCGAGCCAAUUGAAUGUAAAAAUCUGGCCAGAAUGAUACCUUCAUUGUAUAAUUAGUGUCACUAAUGAGUUUGCCAGCAGAAAUACUAGUACAUUCUUCAUUACAAAGUUGCUUAGACAUGUUGAAGGUGUUUAAGGUAUAUGGAUAAAAGCCUCAUGUAAAGUAUGAAAACCGUGAAUCUCAAAUACAUCUCUCCUGGGUGGGCAAGGAGUUGAAUGUAGAAUUGUACUAGUAUUGUGGAGGAUUAACGCUGCUGUAUGUAAUUUUGGGAGUGAAUAAAAGGCUGUUACUUUGAAACUCUUA